Panicum virgatum (switchgrass) is the source of this 1353-nucleotide messenger RNA. Its product is annotated as MADS-box transcription factor 27-like. The coding region runs from base 174 to 896 and encodes 240 amino acids. Gene Ontology annotation, cellular component: nucleus. Gene Ontology annotation, biological process: positive regulation of transcription by RNA polymerase II. Gene Ontology annotation, molecular function: protein dimerization activity; DNA-binding transcription factor activity, RNA polymerase II-specific; RNA polymerase II cis-regulatory region sequence-specific DNA binding. Lineage: Eukaryota; Viridiplantae; Streptophyta; Magnoliopsida; Poales; Poaceae. The transcript is spliced from 8 exons. The record is from RefSeq and is a predicted model, not a curated record.
CGUCUUCUUCUUCCCCUCUGCUGCCCCUCCAAUAAUUCGCCUAUCUGGGGAACCCCAGCUGGGAGAGCCCUCUCCAUCCAGAGCUCCGGCAGGCUGGGUUCUUCCCAUAUCUCUCUUCCUCUCCCUCUCCAUUACUAUCCUUGCGUGCCUGCAAGAUCGGCCAGAGCUUGAGGAUGGGGCGGGGCAAGAUACUCAUCCGCCGGAUCGACAACUCCACGAGCCGGCAGGUCACGUUCUCCAAACGGCGGAACGGGAUCUUCAAGAAGGCAAGGGAGCUCGCCAUCCUCUGCGACGCGGAGGUCGGACUUGUCAUCUUCUCCAGCACCGGCCGCCUCUACGAAUACGCCAGCACCAGCAUGAAGUCAGUAAUUGAUCGAUACGGCAGAGCAAAGGAGGAGGAGCAGCUUGUGGCAAACCCCAAUACAGAGCUUAAGUUCUGGCAAAGGGAGGCAGCAAGCUUGAGACAACAACUGCACAACUUGCAAGAAAAUCAUCGGCAGUUGAUGGGACAGGAUCUUUCUGGACGGGGUGUUAAGGAACUUCAAAAUCUAGAAAAUCGGCUAGAAAUGAGCCUCCGUUGCAUCCGGACGAAAAAGGACCAACUCUUGGUUGAUGAAAUUCACGAACUGAAUCGGAAGGGAAGUCUCAUUCAACAAGAUAAUAUGGAAUUAUACAAAAAGGUCAACCUGAUUCGUCAGGAAAAUGUUGAAUUAUACAAAAAGCUCUACGAGAAAGAAGCAACAGGUGAAGUCAACCGUGAUUCAACAACACCAUACAAUUUUGCAGUUGUCGAGAAUGACAAUACUCCUAUUCAUCUUGAGCUUAAUACUCCUCCACAAGAAAAUAAUGUUGAGCAACCAUCACCUCCUAAAUUAGGGUUACAACUAAGUCCAUGAAGACAUGCUGUGUAACAUCGCUUAUGUUCUCAUUGUCCUCGAAGACUGCAACUCAAAGCAACUAGAACUGAUUUGGUUGUUAAUGGGACUAAGCACAUAGCAACAAAGAUAAAGUAUGCAUGCCAAGGACGAUUGGCAAUGGUAGUGUAUAUUUGUCUUAAUAAGAUGCAUUUUGUUGAAGAAUGCAGCAAAUGGUUUGUCUUAUAACUAUUUUGCACAUUGUGAAAGUUCGUUCGUCCAACAUGAGCAUAUGGCAGUUACAUAGUUCCAUAUGAACUUGUUGACAAAAGAGAUAUAAAUUGUGUAUCUCGAAAGUUGAAAUGUUGCCUUUAGUGUCCUAAAUUGAAAGUUGUGUAUGUCAGAAGACCAGAAUGUCGCCACUCCAUUUUAUCCAUGUAGUCAUUUCGGGAUAAACAUGUACCUAAAAAGGAUCGACAUAAAUAUGGAUGUUUACUGA